UUAUAUAUUAUUUGCUGAUAUUACAUUUAGAUAGCUAAAAGUAAGAAAAAUUAGAUAGUCCAGUAAAUGAUAAAUGUAUAUAUAUAUAUAUAUGCUUUAGACCCUAAUUGCUGAAAUAUAAUCUUUGGUUGUCCGUGUGAAAAAUUUAUGAGAAGACUUCCUAUUUCCUUUUCCUUUCCGUUGAAGCAGGCCAUCUCAUCACAUUUUCUUCUAAACCAGGAUCUCCCCACUACCAUGAAAGACCAAUUCAAUAUAGAAUGGGAGGUUCAGAAUAGUUCCUCCUCUUCAAUUCCGGUUCUUUCAAAAAGUAUUUGUACAGAAUUCAAGGCCCAAAAGAGCUCCAGAGGAGCUAGUGGAAGUGAAGCAAAGAGAAAUGUAAAAAAUAAUCGGAAUAAUGAUGGAAAGCAUCCAACCUAUAGAGGAGUAAGAAUGCGUCAAUGGGGCAAAUGGGUAUCUGAAAUCAGAGAACCGAGAAAGAAGUCAAGGAUUUGGUUAGGAACGUUUCCGACAGCCGAAAUGGCGGCUCGAGCUCACGACGUAGCUGCUAUAACCAUUAAAGGUAACUCAGCUUUUCUUAAUUUUCCCGAACUGGCUCGAGAACUACCUCGUCCGGCAACCUCGUCGCGGAAGGACAUCCAAGCCGCUGCCGCGAAAGCAGCUGCUUUUGACUACCGUAGAAGCCAUGAAACACCGCAUGAUGAUGAAGCCACUGAGCCGAGGCAAGAUCACGAAAUAAUUAAUGUGUCUCCCUCUCCAACUGCUACUGUAGCUUAUCCAGAAACUCAUGAUUCAUCUGCGGCGUCUCCAUUAACCGAUGAGGAUGAUGCAUUUUUCAACCUUCCUGAUCUUUUGGAAGAUGUUAAUAACCAUCAAGUGGAUGAGCCUUCUUACUCUUUGCCUUGGCCUCUGGCUGGAGCUGAGCCAGCUGAGACCGGUCUCCGGCUUGAGGAACCUUUCUUAUGGGACUACUGCUAGUUUAUACGCUUGAGGAAUCUUUGAUUGAAGCUAAUAAUAUAUUAUGUUUUGCCAUUGUUUUAAAGUCCCAAAUUUGGACAAUGACCAAUGCAGGAAGCACAUCUUUUAUUAUUAUUA
Molecule: messenger RNA, 1092 nt
Organism: Ziziphus jujuba (common jujube)
Lineage: Eukaryota; Viridiplantae; Streptophyta; Magnoliopsida; Rosales; Rhamnaceae
Product: ethylene-responsive transcription factor ERF038
Exons: 1
Coding region: 148-975 (275 amino acids)
Biological process (GO): regulation of DNA-templated transcription
Molecular function (GO): DNA binding; DNA-binding transcription factor activity
Source: RefSeq, a predicted model, not a curated record